Cinara cedri is the source of this 9445-nucleotide messenger RNA. NCBI's taxonomy places the organism in Eukaryota, Metazoa, Arthropoda, Insecta, Hemiptera, Aphididae. The record is from the annotation of a GenBank genome assembly.
GAUUGCGCCCCGUCGACCUUGACGCUGGACUCGUUCGCGCUGUACACCCCUCCCCCCCGCGCCGAGACCCACUAUUAUCAUUCACCAUUAUUAUUCUCUUGAUCGUCGUAUCCGGACGUCUGUGUACGUUCUGCUCGUUCGUCAAUUUCCGUAUUCACGGGUUUCUGCGCCGUCGUCCUUUGUAUUUGUUCGUCGCUGACGCGAAAACUCGAAGUCCCGAUCGGCGGAAAACACCAAUAGCAGAAGAAGAACCCAGUCACAGUGACCGUGUGUUGUUCAUUAUCCGGUGCGCCGUAGUUUCCCGCCAAUCCGUAUAGAGAAUAAAGUCCUCUUCGGUGAAAUGCGAAUCUGUUUCGAAGGCGCCGAACACGGAUUACCUGCUGCAGAUUCGAUUCGACUGAUUCGAGUGCUGCUGCGUUAUUGUUGUUGUGGCGGCGGCGGCGGCGGCGGCGAGAUAACGUCGUCAAUAUUAAUAUAAUAAUUAGCCGGACGAGAAUCGGUACGAAAAGUGUUUUAUUCUACCUAAUAAUAAUAUAAUAUAAACAUUACGAGAUUAAUUAAUAAUACGCCUCGCGCACUUGUCGUGCACUCCACUACAACUAUACGCGAGAUUAUAAAUAAUAAUUUAUUUGCGUUUUUGAUUAGUACCUAUACCGAGUUGUUAAUGCAUUGUGUGCGGCAAGCUGUCCUCUCACUAUUAAUUUAUUGUGUUUUUUUUUUUUUUUAAUUAUUUUAUUUUCCAUUUGUUUGAUUAAUUUUUUUUCCCCAAUCAGUUUUUAGGUGAAGUGAGCAGAUAAAAAAAAAGGCCACAUCCUAUUCGCUGUCGUUGAGAUUGCUGUGCGGUGUCAGAAGCAUUCGCAGCAGUCUUGGACGUACGCUCUGGCAAAGAUCACCAUCCAUUAGAAAUACAACCAAGUACACGAUAAUUAAUACUGUCGUGUAAAAUGAGUUCAUAUCACAUAAACACUGCACCUGUAGUGUACGACAUCCAGAAUUCUACAUUGUUUAGUCACGCAUUAAUCAGCGAUUGCUAUUCGAAUAUCAUGGACACAGUCGCCACCAUAAUUAUGUCCGCCCAAUAUCAGCCGGUUAUCUUGUCUGUGAUGGGUUCCAUAAUCGUGGGCUUAAGCGGACUUUUUCCACUGCUCAUAUUGCCAGUUGAUGACACAAUAUCUUUGAAAACUGGACGUGAGUACCUACUACAAAUUUAUUACUUUGUCAUGUUAUAAAAACAACUAUUGUUUGGUAUUUAAUAUAAUUCGACGUAAUACUUACUUGCAUAUUCGAGUGUGUUUAUUAUAGUCAAAAAUUUGAUUCAAAUGAAUAGAUAUCUUAAAAGUCACAAUUUAAAUACCUAAUACUAGUUUAUUGAAAUGUUUUAAGAUUUUUUACAAAUAAAAUAAGCAAUUUUGUAGGUUCUUUACUGUAAUGUUCGCUUCCAAAAUAAAAUUUAAUUUCCUAGGUACUUUUAAUACUAAUAAUUAUUGUUAAAGGGUUCUAAAAUUGUAUAAUUAUAGGUACCUAUUUAAUUGUUUGUUGAACACCUGACAUGGAUUAUAAUGACACAGAAAAUCACUUCAGUACCUACAUAUCUAUGUGAAUAUUGGUAUUUAAAAUAGUACAUUAUCAUUCAUUACUGUGGCAUUUUUUAAAGAUAUUAUGUUUUACACUUUCUUGUUUCUAGGCCAAUCUUUAUACAGGUAUUCUUGAUUAACUGACUAGGUACUUACUUAUAAAUAAUACCAUUGUGGUUUUAUUCUUUUGAUAUUUCAAAUGAAAAUUGUAUUUACAUACAUGUUGAUCUGCCAUUUAGUUCAAUCAUAUUUGUUUAUAACAUUUGUCAUGAUAAGUCAUAUGUUAACUAUUUGCCUAUUAUAAUUCAAUAAUUUUAUUAUAUGGUGCAUAGGUUCUGGUGUAGUAAGUGAUUAGUUUAUCUCUUAAUAUUAUUGCAUAUAUUUUUAAAUUUUCAUAUUUGUUUUUUUGAUUAAACAUUCUAUCAUUACCCGCCAUUUAUUUAUUAUAUUUUCUAUGUAAGUACACACAUAAAUAACGCUGUGGUUGAACAAAGAAAAACUUCUAUUAUGACCUUAGAAAUAAAUUUAGCAUUAAGUCCCUCUGGUCGGCCUUGAACGAAUAAUAUGAUUGACAGUUGUGCAUGUCUUUAGAUUCGACUGUAUUUAUACAAUUAGAUACACUUUCAAUUAAAAUAUACAUCCUGUAUUUUAUACUUUCAGGUCAAUUAUUUUUGUUAGGUACAUUGUAGUUAAGAAGUACCUAUUACAUUAGAUAUUAUAAACUUUUACUUGGUUUGAUAUGUUAAAAAAUAUAAGAUGUUUUACAGAUAAAGAAUAAAAAUUUAAAAUAGUUCAAAAAAUUAUUUUUUUUUUUAAAUUUAUUAAUUUGUAUGUUAAUUAAUUUUCUGUUCAGUAUAAUAUGAUAUUAUAUUUUAAAUAUAAAUAUUUGUUUAUAGUGAGAAAUAUUAAGUUAGAUUAAACUAAAAUAGUCAAUAGGUUACAAUAAAUAAAGAUAACUGAUAUAUUUGCUAUCAUUUUUAUUGAGUAUUUAAUAGAUUGUAUUAUUAUCAUUAUCAGUAUGGCUAUACAAUUUGUAUGAACACAGAAAUGUUUACAAAUAUAAAGCACAAUCUAUUAAAUAUACUAUUUAAAUCGAGAAAAUAGUAUAAUAUUGAAAAUAUAAUUUUUUUUGAUACCUAAAUAAGUCAAGAUGAAAGGUAAAUUAACAAAUUAUUUAUUUUGACCUAGAAUUUUGCAUCAUUAGUUAUUAUCGUUUUUGACAGUGUCAUAGAUGAACGAUAAUAUUUAGACAUUUAAUAUUACUCAAUAAUAUGUGCAUUCAGCUAUAGAAUUAAAACGAGCGUAAAGAAAUCGAUUGAGCAAGAAAAUUGUGUUGUUUCAUGUCUUACUGAUGCAUAUUAAUUAUUUUGUCGAAAAUAAAAAAUAUAUAUAUAUUUACAUAAUAUGAUAAAUAUUAUUAUACCUGAAAAUGUGGUGAUUAGGUUUUAUAUUGAUAUUUACGUUUCUCAUGUACCUCUAAAUUGAUUUUUAUUUGUAUAAAAUGCAUAUUGUUUAGGUUAGGUGUGUAUUUAUACACAAUGGAUACAAAGCCCAAUAAACGCAACUAGUGUACAGUAUACAUUGUACAGAUAUGAUUGACAAAAAAUUUAAAAAAUUACUACACAACAAUACCAAAAUAUUCAAAUAACACGCGAGACAAAUUAUCAAUAUUAGGAAAGCAUAAGUGUGUUCUAGUUUAUAAUUUAUCCAAUUAGGUAUUUUCAUUUUAAAAUGUAUAACAAAUUUGUAAAUUGUUGCUAAAUUUAUAACUGUAACAGAAAGUUCCAAAGUUAUUAUUAUUUUGGUUAUUCCUAUACAAGUAUAUUAUAUACAUUUGAAUCCUAAAUUUGAACAAAAUAAAUAUCUCGUUACAUUUUAAACACUUGAAAUAUUAUUUAUUAUGUACUUUAAUAUCUAGUUUUAAUUUAAAAAUUAACAUUCAACAUUUAUGGAAAAACAAUAUAUAUUGAAUUAUACUGUUUCACGAUUACGAGUUUUUUUCAUUUGCUGUGUCCAUAUUAUUGACAAGACAAUAAUACAUUUCUACAAAAUUAUAUUAAAAAUAAAACGUUUUUUGUUCAGUCUCAAUUUAUUGUCAAUUUUCAAUUAAGCAUUUCAAUUGAUUAUUGUUUAAAUACCAUAGUAUUUUAACUGUUAUUAUAGUUUUGCUAUCAUAACUUUAUAUUAACGUAAAUUACAAAUUGAUAAAUUCAACAAACUAUAGCUGUGUUAACAAGGUGUUCAAAUUUAUGCUCAUUAAAAAAAAAAAAAACAAUAUUAGUUUUGUUAAUUAUUUUGCUUAUGUUUUAUUUAUUAACUAAAUAUUAAAUCAUGCUAGUAAUUUUAAUCACAUGAUUAGCAAAUAUUAAUUAGUUGUACAAAAUGUAGUGACUUAUAUUUUACUAAUUUGAAAUGCUAAUAUAAAUUUGUACAACAUUGGUUUAAACAUGUGAAUUUAAAAAUAAUAUAUUUUUUAUAAACUAAAUUAACACUAAUGAGUUAAUGAUGAAUAUAGAAGUAUUUUCGAUUUGAAAUUGAUUUGUUUAAUUUCUGGUGUUAAAAUGGUUUAGAUGGUUUGCCAGUGAAUAAAACGAUUAUAAAUAAACAGGAAAAAAUUUAUCUAUUGAUAAAUUAUUUUCAAUUCAUCAUAAACAUUAUGAUAUUAAUUAACAACACACUAUUCUAGAUUUAAUAAAAAUUAUCUUCAUGUAUAUUAUAUGAUCUUUAUUUAGAUUUUUUCACUGUUUCUCUGUUUAAUUUAUAAUUAUUGCUAUUCAAUAUUAAUUACCUAAUUAUGUUUUAUUUUGUUUUUUAGCUGGAAGUAAACAUUUACGUUUAUUGUUGAGUUUUUCUGUUGGUGGUAUGUUGGGCGAUGUAUUUUUGCACGUUCUGCCUGAAGUGUGGAUGGCUUCUAAGGGUAUGUAACAUAAUAUCUGUUUAUUGUUAUUAUCCAUUAAUGACAUCCUAUUUGUUUAUUCUUUUUUUAUUAAAGAUAGACAUGGAAACUGGAUCCGGGAUGGUUGGUGGGUGUUAGCAGGUUUAUUAGUGUUCAUUGUCGUUGAGAAAUUGUUCUCUUCAUCAAAUGACGAUGAAAUUGUUGACAUUAAAGCUGUCUAUACCAACAUAAAUUCUGUCAAUAAUAAUCAUAAAGACUUGAAAAAAGAAUCUGAAUGCGAUAAUAGUAUUUCGGGUAAAAAGGACCAUCAUAUUCAAGUGAGUUACUUACUAAAAUACUUUUUGUUUUUAAAUUAAUAUUUAUUAUAUAUAUAAUAUUUCAGAUUAGCGGCUAUUUAAAUUUGUUUGCUAAUUGCAUUGACAAUUUCACUCAUGGUUUAGCGGUGGGAGGUAGUUUUUUAAUAUCUCCAAGAGUCGGUUUCGUUACUACAAUAGCUAUAUUAGGUAAUGUGUGUAAUUGUUAUUAUAUAGUAAAACUUCCAUGUAAUGUCACUGAAGGGACCAGAAAUAAUGACCGCUAUAGGUUUCCUAUAGAGGCAUAACACUUGACAGGACCAAAAAAAAUUACCGCUACACACAGGUGAUCGUUAACGGAAGUUUUACUGUAAUUAUUUUUAUCUGUUUAGUAUAAAUUCAAAUUAUUUUUUUUAGUCCAUGAAAUCCCACACGAAGUUGGUGAUUUUGCUAUUCUUUUGAAGUCCGGGUUUAAUCGUUGGCAGGCUGCUUGUGCUCAAGUAUAUACAGCAUCUGGUGCCAUAUUUGGAGCACUAACGGCUAUUUACUUUAGUGGAGUUACUGAUGACGUGGGUAUGUGUCUUAUUUCUUUAAAAUUACCUAUACCUUAUUACCUCAUUUUAUUUUAGUUAAUUAUAAACUUAAUUUUUUUUUUGAUAAUUUUUUUUAAUAAAACAUCCUUUUUUGAUUUUUAACCUACUUAUAUUUUUGUUUAAUUUAUUUGACGAAUUCAAUACGUAACAAUAGUUAAAAGUCAAAUAAACUGUUAGGGUAUACAUUUCAAAUUUAAUGGCUCAUUGUUCUUCUAUACUCUUGUAAUCUAAAUUAGUUUAUCAAAUUGGUUAUUUUGUCAGACUAUAGGUUGCCGUUUGGUAAUUUUAGUACCGUAUGUGAACAAAUAUUAUGAAAAUGACAUUGAUAAAGUAUACCUACUGUUAUAAAUUUGCCAAAAAAAUCAGAUGAUUACAAAGUUAUUGACAAGGAUAAACACGUAUAUUACACGUAUACACUUUGUAUAUUUUGGCACUCUUAAUUAUUUACUGUUUCAUGAUAAACACUACAAAAAGAAACCUAACUUAAUUAUUGACAGUAUGCCUUACUUAGUAAAAGUUGAGGGAGUACUUUAUAAGACCUCUACUCAAAAUGUGUUUUCUGUCUGUCACACACGUAAUAUAGAAACAAAGGGCACUUUGCAUUUUAAUAUUAAUUAUAACUAUUGGGUUUAGUUUAGGGUUAUGAAAUCUAUAAUACAUUUUAUAAAGAAGAUGCCCUGAUCGAAUGAUUUUUUUAGAAUUUCCAUUUUUUAACAAGUUAUUAAUGGUUAACAUUUUUAUCAUGUUUUAAUUUUACUUGAUUUCUCUUAAUUUUAAUCAUUAAUAACUCAAUAAGAAAUUAAAAUAUAAAAAAAGUAACUCUGUUAAGGGAUAGCCAAUACUCUUCUUUAUAAAAUGUAUGUUGGUCUGUUUGCCAUAUUCAUAAGCUUAACUAGUCUCCAUCACUGAAGUGUGAAAUGUCUUUAUUGCUAUAUUACGCUAGAGACAGACAGAAAACAAAUUUUGUAUUGAUCUCAUUUAAGAAUGGUAAUCAAACUUAUUAUUUCUUUUUAUUUGUUAAAAAAUAUUUUUUUUUCUAUAAAACAGUAUAUAUAUUUUUUUAUUAUAAUUUAUAACUCUGUUUUCAUAUAUAUGUGUGUGUCAAAGAAUUAAUUUUGAAAACAAAAAAAAUACUUUUAUUUUCAGAGGCAAAGACAUCUUGGAUUAUGCCAUUCACUGCUGGUGGCUUUCUUCAUAUAUCCUUGGUUACUGUAUUACCUGAGCUUUUACUCGAAGAGAACCCAAGGGAAUCAAUCAAACAGUUCACGUUGAUAUUAGUUGGCAUUAUUGUCAUGUUCACCAUGUCCCACCUUUUUGAAUGAUGACAUACAAGCAUAUUUCUUUCUCUCCUCUAUCCCACCAUGUACCAUUAAUUAUAAAAGACUAAAAUUAUUAUUAUUUUUACUUUAUAAUCAAUUUUAUUAAGUACUAUUAUUAAUUAGUUGUUGACAUCAAGAUACAUAUUUUCAUUUUGUAUUGAUAUUUAUAUUUGCAAAUACUACUUUUUGGACUUUGAUGUGAUAAGAUAAAAAAAAAAAAAGUGUAUAAUAUUAUUCCAUCGUUCUCAAAACACACAGUUACUGUUUUUAUUUUUUCAACCCAAUUUUAUUUAUUUAAAUGAUGCAUCACAUAACCACUAUGAUUAUGUCCUUAUUGAAUUUAUUGUCAAAUGUUUUUUUUUUUUUUUUUAUAUAGUAUUUGGAUAAAGAAAAAACUUUAUUAAUUUUAUUUUCACAUUUUGUUAAGCCAUAUUAGAUUUUUAAGUUACCCAUGUUAUUUGUAAAUAUCAAUUGUUAUUGAAGACCUAUAACAAAAUUUUAUUUUUAUUGUUUUAUAUUACUACUUAAUAGAUGUAUCUUAUUGGAUUUCUUGUAUUAGGAAUGAAUAAUAAGAUCCAUAUUAUUUUUUUUUUUUGUAAAUAUAUUUAUAUAUAAAUAUAUAUAUUAUGUUUAACAAAUGUACACAAUUUAUUACAUAAUUUUUUUUCUUUUUACAAAAAUUAAGAACUAUCGUCUUCAUCGGAUUCCGAUUCUUCUUCUUCAGCUUCUUUUAACCAUUCUAUCAGUUUGUUAGUCUUUUGUCUUAUGUUUUUUGCAAACUGUGAUGUGUCUUCUUCCUUCUUGUGCCAUUUAAGAAUGGAUUCUUCGCUAAGUAUGUUAACAUCAUACAAAUGAUGUAUCACUUUGACUACAACAGUGUUAAGCAAUUCUUCACCUUUGGCAACGUCUUCAAUGGCUGAUAAACAGUCUUCACACGAAUCUAUAUUUUUUAUAUAGUUUUUUAGUACUGGCAGAAAGUAGUCAAGUUUGGACAGCAGUUGUGUGUAAUAUCGAACCUGAUUUAAAGCUUCGAGUUCAGCUUUACUGUUUAACGUUAACAUAGCUCUAAUCAUAUGAAAAUUGGCUUCUCUAUAAUUUAUAUUGUAAGCAUAACGUGAAGAAUUGAUUUCUAAUAUUAAGUUAUCACAGUGUACAUGAUCUUCAAAUCCUCUUAUCAAUGAAUCCACAACUUCAGAGUAAAACAUACAUGUAUCGUCAGGAAUAGACGCUGCAAUUGAUGAAUUGUCAUCAUCGGAUGAAGAGCAACUGCUAACUGUCAAGGAUCUUUUACGAUAUGUUAAGCCGUUUACUUCUUGUUCCUCGUCCGAAUCUGAAUCAUUUUCAACAUUGUAUAUAAAUGCUUUAGAAUUCAACUUUUUCAUUUUAUUAUUCAAGUUGGAACUAUGUAUACGAUGUUGUUGUAAAACUGUGUUUGGUUCGAUUAGGACACCACUACCGAGAAUACAACUGUCCGAUAUUUCACUUUUUUCUUUAAUCGUACAGUUUUCUCCGAUCACUGAAAAUUUUAUGACACAAUUAUUUUUUAUGGUAACACCAUCAAACAGGUAAGAGUUUUCGAUAGUUACAUUAUCACUGAUCGUACAAUUUUUUCCUAUAACACUUUUUAGUAUACGCGUUCCAUUACCUAAUUUUGAAUCUGAUCCUAUUACUGUAUCAUUACCAACAUCACAGGUUAAAGCUAGCUUUAAGUUAUCUCCAAAAUAGAUGUUGCCGUAUCUCAAACUAUAUUUUCCUAUAAUUUCUGGAACUUGAGGAUAAGUCCAUCGGUGCAAUAUGUCGUGAGUGACUUUUUGGUACGAUGGCCAGUCGAAAACUUCAUUAACGUAACCGUCUUGCACCACAUGAACAUACAGUGUACUGUUUAAGAUUUCUUCGUUGAUUAGUAAUCCCUUAAUAAAGUCGUCUUUAGUCUGAAAAUCAAAAUUGUCAGCAAAUAACGGAGGGACGGCCGUGGAACAAAUGGCGAUGUUGGUUUCGUUCAGAUCUCGUCUUAUUUUAACGGAUUCGUUGAGCACCAGUUCCAACGGCAAGUUAAUCUUGCCUUUUUUCUUAUUGUGGAAAAGUAUCCUAUUAGUCUGGGAGCUUAAUACCAGGGUCUGGCCUGUGUCUGCAUCGCCCUGUUGGUAAACGAGCGUCAUCACGGCACCUUUGUCCUUUUUCCGCAGGUCUUUGAAGCUUUUCACGAGCGGUAACAACGAAAGUUUGCCGACUACGUUGCCCCAGAGCAAGACAAAAUCAUUUCUAAUCAGAGCGCAAGAGUCUAAGUGCCGGAUGACAUCACCAAACGACCGACAAGUGUCGGAACUGGUGUAGAUGACAUUUAGCCGAUGAAAACCUGGCGUGUCGCGGACAAACGAUUUCGUCCGGUCAGCGGUACUGCUGGAACAGAAUAUUACCACUUCCGUGAUGUCAGACGAGUCGAGCAUGUUGAGCGCAUAGUAAAGUAACGGCUUGUUGACUAGCGGCACGAAACACGAGUGGUCUUUGUCGACAGCGGGCCAGAAAUUCUUGUGGAAGAAACUGGCCACGACCACGGCUUGCAGGAUGUCCUGUUUCUCCAAGUUGGUGUUAUUGCUGCUCAUGACGGCAGACGGACAAGUACAGACUACAGAACUAUAAUACUUUAAUAUAAAAAAUUUAAAUUAAAAAGUACAGUAGAAUUGUACUCGUCACGACUGUCGUCACGGGCAAUUCUGAGAGAAUCACGAGAAAAUCUGACUAUUUCGACGUUAUAACACGAUCGUGAUAA